Molecule: messenger RNA, 606 nt
Organism: Trichoderma atroviride IMI 206040
Lineage: Eukaryota; Fungi; Ascomycota; Sordariomycetes; Hypocreales; Hypocreaceae
Biological process (GO): mitochondrial respiratory chain complex I assembly
Cellular component (GO): membrane; mitochondrion
Source: RefSeq, a predicted model, not a curated record
AUGUUUUCACAGCGAAUAGGCCCUUUUGCUCAGGCAUGGUAUAAAUGGAAGGCCCUGCGCCUUCCCUGGCGGAAGCGCUUCCUCAUAGGCUUCGAUCUCCAAGGCAACACCUUUUGGGAAUUCCGCCUCACCCGCGGCGCCCAAGACUCCCCGGAGCGCUGGCGCCGCAUCGUCUCCUACCCGCGGUCGACGCACUACUCGCAGGUCAAGGUCAGCCCCCAGUGGCACCAGUGGCUGCGGCACACGCGGCGCGAGGCCCCGACCAUGGACGAGCAGCGCGCCGAGCUCGUGCGCCAGGAGAGGAUGAAGCUGCUUGCCGCCGAGGCCGACGCGCGCUGGGAGGCGAAGCCGAGGGUCAUGGAGGCGCCGAGGGAGGAAGAGCCGGCGAGGAGACUGCCUUUGGCUGAAGAGAGGGCGCAGCAGCCGGUAGAGGGAGAGGAUACGAAGACGACGGCGACGAGGAAGGAGAAGCCUUCUCAGGCAGCGAAACAGGACGAGGACAAGGCCGAUGCAAAGGAUCCUUGGGCGAGGGCGAGGGCGCAAGGCCCGGGCGAGAAUUGGCAGCCCACGGCAUGGAAUCCCACGGCUGCGGCCAAGAAGCGAUGA